AUGGCGGACGACGAGCAAUGGGAUGACCUGGCUAUCAUGAAGGCAUUUGAUGCCGCUGUGAACAAGCGCAAGGCCAAGCCGGCCAAACACGCUCCACGCGCCGCGAGCCACGCGCCGACGCAUGCUUCCGCCACACCGCACACGCAUGCAUUGAGCCCGCCCAAGUCGCCCGCUGUGUCGCAUCGUAGUGUACCCAUGCACACGCCACCGCACGCAACCGGCAGUUCAUUCCAAGCCCAUCAGUCGACCUUCCCACCAGAGGCAGCGUACUACCACUCGCACGGCUAUGAUACACCCUCGCACGCUGCCUUCCCAGCGCACAAUUACCCACCGCUGACACCCCCGCACGCGGCGUACCCCUCGCCACACGCAGCGUACUCGCAGCCCACACCGCGAUCGAACGAGCAGUACGCUGAUGCGUAUGCCCGUGCCUACGCGCAUGCUAUGGCGCAGGGCGCGUCGCCGUCCUUUGCGCCACACCCCGCGCCGACGUGUCCGUACGGCUGUCAGCAGCAACAUGGCGGACUGCCAGGUAUGCCAGGCUUGGCGCCGGCGCCACCGAUGGUCCAGGACGACGAUCUCUCCAAGCUCCUCCUCUCAUGGUAUCAGUCGGGGUACUAUGCGGGUCGCUACAAGGCGAUGCAAGAAAGCAAGGCGUCGUUCUUUCGACGAUAG
Saprolegnia diclina VS20 is the source of this 675-nucleotide messenger RNA. RefSeq lists its product as hypothetical. Lineage: Eukaryota; Oomycota; Saprolegniomycetes; Saprolegniales; Saprolegniaceae. The record is from RefSeq and is a predicted model, not a curated record. Bases 1 to 675 code for a protein of 224 amino acids. The transcript is spliced from 3 exons.